Molecule: messenger RNA, 570 nt
Organism: Aspergillus calidoustus
Lineage: Eukaryota; Fungi; Ascomycota; Eurotiomycetes; Eurotiales; Aspergillaceae
Source: the annotation of a GenBank genome assembly
AUGCUUCAACGCGCGUCUCGCCUCGCCUCCGCAUCCUGCCUGCGCUUCCGCGUCAAUACCCCCAGUCCGCGACACUACUCCUCAAACCCAGAUAACGCAGACACCAUCGAAUCUAUCCUCUCCAAACCAACCUGGUCCGUUCGCUCCCUCCUCCCCGAUCCCAACACGAAACCCGCUCCCUCGGUCACCCCAGCGCAACUCCGACACCUCCUCCGCCUCUCCGCCCUCCCGCAACCCUCCAGCCCCGAAGAGGAACAGCAAAUGCUCGACACGCUCGAAUCCCAGAUCCACUUUGUAAAAGAGAUCCAGAAAGUAGAUACGACGGGCGUCGAGCCGUUGCAGAGUAUCCGCGACGAAAGCCCCGAGGCUGUGAGGGAGAACACGAUUGGAUUGGAGAAGCUGAGGGAGGCUAUGGCGAAGGAACGCGUGGUCGGGCGGAAUAAGAAGAUUCAGCGCGUUGAGGGGGAGAGAAAUGAGCGGCCUGAUGGGGAUGCUUGGGAUGGUAAUGCGCUGGGGUAUGCGGGGAAGACCAAGGGGAGGUUUUUUGUUGUUGAUACGGCGAACUCUUAG